ACCGACCGACCGACUGUCGGACGGACCGCACCUCGGCAAUAAUUGGAGCCGGAGGGCAUCGUUUCUAAGUUUGACCGGCUCUUCGUAAUCGCAGAUAAGGACACGGAGAUCGUCAGCGACCGUCUGCGAUUCGAUGCGAAGCUAUCGUGUCGUCUUCAUUCGUGUGAAGAUCUCGGAGGAGCUUUUCUUUCUCGAGUGUCUCAGGCCCUUUCGAAGGUUCCGCGACUGAGAAAAGGGUCCUUUUGAUUUGAUUGUUUCGACGCGAUCUUUGUUGGAUCUGCUCGGAUUUACUCGUUGUCGAACGCUUCUAGCCUAGGAUCUCUUCUGCCAGAAGAAUUACCUCAGGACUGUCGGUUGGACUGUUCAGCAACAUGGUUCAGACGCUGGAAGCUAUCAAAGGUGGUGGAGGAUCCAUCAGGAUUGGAACCACUGGUACAAUCAGUUCGCUGAUGAUGAGAGAAUUAGAAUCCAUCAAGUCUGCUCCUAAGGCGCCAAUCUCUCCUAGAAAUCGACCUCGGCCGCAUGUGGUUUCCAUUUCCUGCAAGGCCACUACUCCUAAAAGACCACAGCGGAGGAAGUCAGAUGGAGCAAGCAGCAGCAACUGUGCUGAUGAAAGAAGCCCGGAGGUUCCUCGGAAAACAAAAGGUCAUGCCAGAACCAACACUCAACUUCCAAUGCUCGCGGGCGAUGAUGUUGCUCUUGAUGGAACUGCAGGGAGGAGGAAAACUGACAAAAAGGUAACGAACAUUGUUGAGGUUGUGGAUAUAAGAUGUGGCAAUGCUGAUAGAGCUUGGGCUGGCCCUAUAGCUACCCGGCUUAAGAAGCUCAGCUUCUCAAAGCUCUCCGAGAGUAUUGUCUAGGCUUGGAGAUCCAUGUCCAAUUUGAGGUUUCUGUAGUUGAAACUGGAAGUGCCAACAGGCCUUUUGUUGUCUGAAACCUCAACCAUGGAACAUAUGCUUGGCACGAGCCUGUUGCUGCUCCCUCUCCUUUUCUUUUUAUGGGUCAAGAGAGAAGCAGAUGUAGGUUUGGCAGGAUUGCUAGAGGAAGCCAUGCCUGCGACCUGAGUUCGAGGCUUCUGUGAACUCUCUCUACAGCUCAACUCGACCCUUCUGAAAUACUCGAUUUCCUGCAUUAUAAGGGAUCCGAUGGUGCCCUUCGUCCCUAUUUCGACAGGAGCAGCCUUUUUCUGAGGGGUUUCUGUGUCGCUUGGUCUGGAUUUAUGCAUGUUCACUAUGCCAGUAGGAGCCAUGGAAGCUUUGAUAACGAAGUGAGGGGGUUUUGGGUCUUGUCUGGGUGGGAAGAUUUCUUUGAAUCUGGGGCACUGGUUGCUUUGGUCUUAUGGCUAGUGUAUUCACAUGAAUUCUGAACCUUAAGUUUUCUAUCUGAACGUGAAUCCCUGUAGCUUUUUCCUACUUGGUGGAUGGAACGGUGACAUGUGGUCACUUUAUUCA
This is a messenger RNA of Rhodamnia argentea, 1451 nucleotides long. RefSeq lists its product as uncharacterized. Bases 372 to 860 code for a protein of 162 amino acids. The transcript is spliced from 2 exons. NCBI's taxonomy places the organism in Eukaryota, Viridiplantae, Streptophyta, Magnoliopsida, Myrtales, Myrtaceae. The record is from RefSeq and is a predicted model, not a curated record.